CUGCAUAAUUUAAGCUUUAUAAAGAAAUUCACUUGAAUCGAUUAUAAUAAUUGAAAUAUAAUCUAACAAAAUGCCAACUACUUUUGACAUUAAGGAUUUAAACUGUUAUGAAAUGAACGGAUUGUUCUAUACCAAAGACCACGUGACAGUGCAUAAGUUAUUUUUGUACAACAUCCCAGAACUUCUAAAUGAGAAUCAAUUACUUAAACUUUUUAGUCAGAUUGGAUGUGUCUUAAGUGUGCAGAUUUAUGGCAAAUUUCAGGGAAUUCAGUUGUCUGAAUUGCCACCAAACGCAUUACCAGGCUAUGAUAGAUGGAUGAAUUGCCCACCCAAAACAGAUCUAAAUAUCGGAUGUGUAUUGUUUGCUAGUCCAAGGGAUGCAGCGAAAGCCUUGACAAUGGCGCAUGCGUCUGGGAUUGAGUAUGGUAUCGGUAUCUUAGCCAGCGAUAGUUGGAAUCAACCACAGUUCAUUGAGGAUCCACAGAAUGAUUCGGAGGAGGCGUACAUCUUAAGGAUCCCAGAUGAUUGCCUCUUAAGGAUAAUAAGUUAUCUUUCAUUAACCGAUCGCUUGCAUUUCCAACGUACUUGCAAACGUUUUCGCGCUGUCUACGAAUUGCAUACAAGAUGUCUUCAUAAGUCAGUUGAUUUUGAUAUGUUUCAUGGCCUAACCCUUUGGAAUAUACGUGACUUUUUGCAUCUUUCUGGGCCGUAUGUAGUUGAUUUUUCGGCUUCUUCGUUGCAACGCACAUUACGAAAUGAUCGCAUUAUAAAGUAUAUGGGAAGAAGUUGCAUGAACCUGACGACAUUGAACUUAACGGACGUUGGUUUAACUGCAAGGAAUGUUAACCAAAUAGUUGCCACUGCCAAUAAAUUGGUGAAUCUGACAUUAAUGCGUUGUGAUCUGACUGACGACAAACUGAUGGCUUUGAAGGAUUUGAAGAAUCUUAAAAAAGUUAACCUACGAUACAAUCCUUUAAUGGGUUAUUGUCUAGUAAAACUUUCCCAUUCCAUUGAGAGUUUGGAUGUUUCGUAUUGUUAUAAAAUGAAUACAAACUGCUUAAAUGCAAUGUGCAAGAUUUUAACCAACUUAAAAGAGCUUCACAUUUUCAAUGUAAAUAUUGGAUUUCCAGGAAAAUUGCGCUGCUUGUCAUUAGAAUUGCUGCGUUUAUUCCUCAAAGAUGAAAACCAAUGUGAACAGAUAGCCAAACUGCCUAAACUAAAGGAUCUUCAUAUUGGUGUUAUAUCACAUGAUAAUGCACAUACCAAAAUCUUUGAUUAUCUGAUCAUUUAUAAAUCCGAUCAAUUGGAAAAAUUAGUUAUAUACUGCUGCGAGGGUGUAACUAAAAAGAUGUUUACGCAAAUUGCCAAAUUGACGGGUUUAAAAACCCUUAUAUUAUUCUUCAGCGCGUAUAUCGAUGAUGCUGACAUUGACGAGUUAACCAAGCUUACUAAUCUCGAGAGCAUCGCCCUAGGAGGCUGCCAUAGUAUUACCGAUUACUCUAUGAUGCGUCUGUUACUUCAGUGCCCCAAGUUGCAGGAUGUGCAUCUUAAAAAAUGCUCAAAGAUAACCGACGAACUAGUCUAUAAUAUUGUUCAGGAAAUUCCGAGACGCUACAAAAAAAAUGAACGUAACUUGCCCAUAAAUCUUUAUUUGUAUGACACCAAAAUCAAAGUCCAGGAUUCGUCUUUAGGGUCUGCCGCCCAGGAUAUAAUCAAAAUAUUUUAUAAAACACGAUCUCAUUGGGAUUCUGAACUAGAUUAAUUCACUUAUAUACUAUUUUCAAUAUUUUGUAAUCAAAUCAAAUCAUGUUAAACUCAACUUAUACAAAAUAAUUCUUAUUUUAAUUGCAUUAUUGGAAAAAAUGUACAACCAUUUAAUUUUUU
Drosophila willistoni is the source of this 1884-nucleotide messenger RNA. RefSeq names its product F-box/LRR-repeat protein 16-like. The transcript has 2 exons. The record is from RefSeq and is a predicted model, not a curated record. Gene Ontology annotation, molecular function: protein binding; nucleic acid binding. Bases 71 to 1762 code for a protein of 563 amino acids. Lineage: Eukaryota; Metazoa; Arthropoda; Insecta; Diptera; Drosophilidae. Gene Ontology annotation, cellular component: SCF ubiquitin ligase complex. Gene Ontology annotation, biological process: SCF-dependent proteasomal ubiquitin-dependent protein catabolic process.